CUCCUCCUCACCAGCGCUAAAGCCGGGACUGGACCGAGCGGAGUUGUGCGUGUCGCCGAAGGGGGGUGGGCCGGGGGAGGGGAGGUUCGCUCCGCGGAGCCGCAGCCAGAACCGGGUGAGGCUUAUCCCCGCUGUCUUUCCAGUCCGGGGCCGCCGAGAGUGGGGGUGGCUGGGAGCAGCGCAGCCUCCGGAGGAGGAGGCGGAGGCGGAGGCGACUAGGGAGGCGGAGAUGGGACCAAGAAUCGCCUUCAGCCCUGUCUGGUGCAUCCUUGGCAGAAAGUGAGGAGGAAAACACCCCCAUUGCUCUUUGGCAUGGACACAAGUUCAGUGGGAGGAUUAGAAUUGACUGAUCAGACUCCUGUUUUAUUAGGGAGUACGGCCAUGGCAACCAGUCUCACGAAUGUGGGAAACUCAUUUAGUGGUCCAGCUAAUCCUUUAGUGUCUAGAUCUAAUAAGUUUCAGAACUCGUCAGUGGAAGAUGAUGAUGAUGUUGUUUUUAUCGAACCUGUACAACCUCCCCCACCUUCUGUACCAGUGGUAGCUGAUCAAAGAACCAUAACAUUUACAUCAUCAAAAAAUGAAGAACUACAAGGAAAUGAUUCCAAAAUUACUCCUUCCUCAAAAGAGUUGGCAUCUCAGAAAAGAAGUGUAAGUGAGACAAUUGUCAUUGAUGAUGAAGAGGACAUGGAAACAAAUCAAGGGCAAGAGAAAAAUUCCUCCAAUUUUAUUGAACGAAGACCUCCUGAGACUAAAAACAGAACCAAUGAUGUGGAUUUCUCCACUUCCAGUUUUUCAAGAAGUAAGGUAAAUGCAGGAAUGGGUAAUAGUGGUAUCACCACAGAACCAGACUCUGAAAUUCAGAUUGCUAAUGUUACAACUUUAGAAACAGGUGUAAGCUCUGUGAAUGAUGGCCAAUUAGAAAAUACUGACGGGCGAGAUAUGAACUUAAUGAUUACACAUGUAACGUCACUGCAGAAUACCAACUUGGGAGAUGUCUCUAACGGACUGCAGUCAAGUAAUUUUGGUGUUAAUAUACAAACGUACACCCCAUCUUUAACUUCACAGACCAAGACUGGAGUAGGACCUUUUAAUCCUGGUAGAAUGAAUGUGGCAGGAGACGUAUUUCAGAAUGGAGAAUCUGCAACUCAUCAUAAUCCUGAUUCUUGGAUCUCCCAGUCAGCUUCAUUUCCCCGUAAUCAGAAACAACCAGGAGUGGAUUCUUUAUCACCAGUGGCCUCACUUCCUAAACAGAUUUUCCAGCCUUCUGCACAACAGCAGCCUACUAAACCAGUUAAAGUCACUUGUGCAAACUGCAAAAAACCUUUACAGAAGGGCCAGACAGCUUAUCAGCGAAAAGGAUCAGCUCACCUCUUCUGUUCUACCACCUGCCUUUCUUCCUUCUCCCACAAGCCUGCUCCAAAGAAACUCUGUGUUAUGUGUAAAAAAGAUAUAACUACAAUGAAAGGAACCAUUGUUGCUCAAGUGGAUUCAAGUGAAUCCUUCCAGGAAUUCUGUAGUACAUCUUGCUUAUCUCUCUAUGAAGACAAACAGAAUCCUACUAAAGGAGCUCUAAAUAAAUCAAGAUGUACAAUCUGUGGUAAACUAACUGAGAUUCGCCAUGAAGUCAGCUUUAAAAAUAUGACUCAUAAGCUGUGCAGUGACCACUGCUUUAAUAGAUACAGAAUGGCCAAUGGUUUAAUAAUGAAUUGCUGUGAACAGUGUGGGGAGUACUUGCCCAGUAAAGGUGCUGGAAAUAAUGUUCUGGUGAUUGAUGGUCAACAGAAAAGAUUUUGCUGUCAAAGUUGUGUCAGUGAAUACAAACAGGUAGGUAGCCAUCCAAGCUUCCUGAAGGAGGUUCGAGAUCACAUGCAGGACUCUUUCUUAAUGCAGCCUGAGAAAUACGGAAAACUGACAACUUGUACUGGUUGCCGAACACAGUGCAGGUUUUUUGAUAUGACUCAGUGUAUAGGUCCUAAUGGAUAUAUGGAGCCAUAUUGUUCAACUGCUUGUAUGAACAGUCACAAGACAAAAUAUGCAAAAUCACAAAGUUUGGGAAUUAUUUGCCAUUUUUGUAAGCGAAACUCUUUACCUCAAUACCAAGCCACAAUGCCUGAUGGAAAACUGUAUAACUUUUGCAAUUCCAGUUGUGUGGCUAAAUUUCAGGCUCUAAGUAUGCAGUCAUCUCCAAAUGGCCAGUUUGUAGCGCCAAGUGAUAUUCAGUUGAAAUGCAACUACUGCAAAAAUUCCUUUUGUUCAAAACCAGAAAUCCUGGAAUGGGAGAACAAAGUGCAUCAGUUCUGCAGCAAAACUUGUUCAGAUGACUAUAAGAAGUUGCAUUGCAUAGUUACAUAUUGCGAAUACUGUCAAGAGGAGAAGACUCUUCAUGAAACAGUAAAUUUCUCUGGCGUUAAGAGACCUUUCUGUAGUGAAGGCUGCAAAUUAUUAUACAAACAGGAUUUUGCAAGACGUUUAGGAUUGAGAUGUGUUACUUGCAACUAUUGUUCUCAGCUGUGUAAGAAGGGAGCAACUAAAGAACUCGAUGGUGUUGUGAGAGAUUUCUGCAGUGAAGACUGCUGUAAAAAAUUUCAGGAUUGGUACUACAAGGCUGCAAGGUGUGACUGUUGUAAAUCUCAAGGAACUCUUAAAGAGCGAGUUCAGUGGCGUGGGGAAAUGAAGCACUUCUGUGAUCAGCACUGCUUACUGCGCUUCUACUGUCAGCAGAAUGAGCCCAACAUGACAACUCAGAAAGGACCUGAAAACUUGCAUUAUGAUCAGGGUUGUCAGACGUCUCGAACCAAAAUGACAGGUUCAGCACCACCCCCUUCUCCAACACCUAACAAAGAGAUGAAGAACAAAGCAGUUCUUUGCAAACCUUUAACAAUGACAAAAGCUACUUACUGUAAACCUCACAUGCAGACCAAAUCUUGUCAGACAGAUGAUACUUGGAAGACAGAAUAUGUUCCAGUGCCUAUCCCUGUGCCUGUGUAUAUCCCAGUUCCUAUGCACAUGUACAGUCAGAAUAUUCCUGUUCCUACUACAGUUCCUGUUCCUGUGCCAGUUCCUGUUUUUCUGCCUGCUCCAUUGGACAGCAGUGAGAAGAUUCCCGCAGCAAUUGAGGAGCUAAAAAGCAAGGUUUCUUCAGACCCUCUUGAUACAGAGUUGCUUACAAUGACGGAUAUGAUGAGUGAAGACGAGGGGAAAACAGAGACUGCCAACAUCAGCAGUGUGAUUAUUGAAACAGAUAUAAUUGGUUCCGAUCUUUUGAAGAACUCUGACCCAGAGACACAGUCCAGCAUGCCUGAUGUACCAUACGAGCCAGAUCUGGACAUUGAAAUAGACUUUCCCAGAGCUGCUGAGGAGCUUGAUAUGGAGAAUGAAUUUUUAUUACCACCUGUUUUUGGUGAAGAAUAUGAGGAACAGCCCAGACCUCGAUCUAAAAAAAAGGGAGCCAAGAGAAAGGCUGUAUCAGGAUACCAGUCUCAUGAUGAUAGUUCUGACAAUUCAGAAUGCAGCUUUCCUUUCAAAUACACGUAUGGCGUAAAUGCAUGGAAACACUGGGUCAAAACUAGGCAACUUGAUGAAGAUCUUCUGGUAUUAGAUGAGUUAAAAUCUUCUAAAUCAGUAAAGUUAAAAGAGGAUCUACUCUCACACACCACAGCUGAGCUUAACUAUGGUUUAGCUCAUUUUGUCAAUGAGAUCCGACGGCCAAAUGGAGAGAAUUAUGCACCUGACAGCAUCUAUUACCUUUGCCUUGGAAUACAGGAGUACUUGGGUGGAAGUAAUCGAAAAGACAACAUAUUUAUUGAUCCUGGAUACCAAACAUUUGAGCAAGAAUUGAAUAAAAUACUGCGAAGCUGGCAACCAAGCAUACUUCCAGAUGGGUCAAUAUUCUCUCGAGUUGAAGAAGACUAUCUCUGGAGGAUAAAACAACUAGGAUCACACUCUCCAGUAGCUCUUCUGAAUACACUGUUCUACUUUAACACUAAGUAUUUUGGCCUGAAAACAGUGGAACAACACUUAAGACUUUCCUUUGGCACUGUGUUUAGGCAUUGGAAAAAAAAUCCUUUAACGAUGGAAAACAAAGCGUGUCUUCGAUACCAAGUGUCUUCCUUAUGUGGAACAGAUAAUGAAGAUAAAAUUACUACUGGAAAAAGAAAGCAUGAAGAUGAUGAGCCAGUGUUUGAACAGAUUGAAAACACAGCCAACCCUUCCAGAUGUCCUGUGAAGAUGUUUGAAUGCUACUUGUCUAAAAGUCCACAGAAUCUUAAUCAGAGGAUGGAUGUUUUUUAUUUGCAACCAGAAUGCUCUAGUUCUACAGAUAGCCCUGUCUGGUAUACAUCUACUUCACUGGACCGAAACACCUUGGAAAAUAUGCUUGUACGGGUUCUUCUAGUAAAAGAUAUUUAUGAUAAAGACAAUUAUGAACUGGAUGAAGACACAGACUAAAAAGGAACGUUUCAGAAGCAAUCGGGAUAAAACAGCAUUAGAUAGUCAUGCUGCUAGAUCUUUAUUAUGGAAAACAUUUCAAGUUUACUCCUUCUGUUUUGAGUUUUGUAGCAGUGUACCCACACUGGGUAUUACCAUGUAAAUAAUCUGUGAGUGAAAGUUGCCAUUAUUCUAUGUAGUGGUUUUAGGAUACUUAACAAAUACAUUCAAAUUCUUUUUUUAUUAUUAUUUAUUUGAUUAGGUAUGUUUGUAACUUUUUACAUUACAGAAUAUGAAUGAGAAUGUGCCAUGUAUAAUUUUUUUCUUGUAGUAAGAAACAUCCAUAUUGCACAACUCUGCUGUUGCAAAGCUUCCUUGGAAGGGGCUCUUUUACUGGGUUCUUAACCGGAUGGUUGUGUAUGGGUAGCACUACUAAAAGUUUAGAACUUGCAGUGUCUUUCGGAAUUUUUAAAAUAAACUGUAAACUAAUAGGCUGGGGUUUUUGUUUUGUUUUGGGGGGUCUUUUUGUUUUGUUUUACAUUUUAGUUACUGAAGCCUUACAAGGUUAUGUAGAGAGAUACCAUCUUCUGUACCAAAAAUAGACAAGAGAAUGCUGUCGAUAUUGGUGUACUGUAAUGUGAAUCUAUACUGCUGAAAACAAUUUUUUGUUCCCCUUAUUAAAACCUUAGUGUCCUUUUCUCAUUUGUGGCUUUCUGCAUCACCCAAUCCAUAAAAAAACAAAUAUAUAUAUAUAUAUGUAUAUAUAUAUAUGUAUGUAUGUGUGUGUGUGUAUAUAUAUAUAUAUAUAUAUAUAUAAAUGAUUGUAAGUUGAAAAGAUCAUCAAGACAUUUCCUUUGUAAAAAUGUCUGAUGAAAGUAUAAAAUUCUGUUUUCUUUUAUGCCAGCCAUAAGUAUCUGAAAUCCUCUUCAUUGAUGGAGGUUUGAUUUUUGUUUCUUUUUUUCCCUCUUAAGGAUACAGAUCAUGCUGCAAUGUUACCUGUGUAGUACUCUAAAACUUAGCAAUUUUAUUAGAAUUCUUGUGCCUGUUUACAUUGGAUAAAAUUAUUUUUAGAAAUUCCACUCCUGAAAUAGUUACAGAAAGUCAAGCUACGUUACAUAAGAUAGGAUCACAUUUUAUUAUGAAGAUUACCAGUGUAGUAAUUCUGAUAUUGCAAAUGAUUGAGGAACAAAGAAAUAAACUAAUAGAGAAAGUCAAUCUCAGAGGAAAUCCCAUUUAAUGUUAGAUUGUUUGGCUUUUUAAAUUACUUCUUAUAGAAGGUUGCAUUUAAAAAAAAUUUGUGCUUCUGCAUAGCAGUUUAUCCAUUCAGACCUUUUCUUUUAGAAUAAGGAAACUUAAAAUCUACUUUCUAAAGACUGAACAAAGUGCUAGCUGCAAAUUAUCUUGAAAUCAUUUGGCCGUUUUCUAGCAUGUGUGUAAUCAUGUUUUCUUCUGAUUCCUGAAUGACCAUGGUAGCAUUAGUGUUUAGAAAUUGUUCAGGGGAAAAUUGAGCUAUUUUCUGUAGUGGCUAGCAAUUGCUACACAUCCUUAGAUACUCCUCUCUCCCAUAGGAUAAAUGUUACAGCACACAAAAGAAAUUUUCUCAAUUCUGAUUUGGAAAAUUUCACAGGUGUCAUUAUUGUAUAUUAAGCAAUAAUUAUCUGAAUGUUUUUGGCCUAAAAUUACUUUAUAAUGUUCUAACUUGUUUUAUAAGUUUAAUGACUUUUCUGUCCCUUGAUUUUAUAUUGUUGAGUGAUAAUCAGACUGAUAGUAGCAAAUCUGAUACUACAUUACCAAAAUAGAUUGCUGAUUGUCUAUUUAACGAAGACAAGUGGGUAACAUUUAAAAUAUAUAAUACAAAAAUUUCCUCUAACUUACUUUUUCCAGAACUAAUUCUUUUAGCACUUUUCCUAUUAAUGCCUAUUGUUGAUUAAAAGGUGGUUAAUUCUAACCAUCUUUUAGUCUUCAAAGUGGUGCUAUAUUCCAUCAAGAGCAAUAAAGUUUUUCCCAGGUGUCACUUAUUGUAUAUGUUACCAAAUACCAUAAAUUUCUGCCAUAGUACUACUAUCAAGCACCUUGUCUUGCUAUUUACAGUUUCUUCAUUUGUACAUUUUUAGCUUUUCUAAGUGGAAAUGUCUACAUAAUUUUGAUCUUGACAUGAUUGAGGAUUUAGAGCUCUUGUCUUUGUCUUGAUUGCAAUCCAAUGAUAGAUUAACUUGAUUCUCAGGGGGAAAAGAAAAAGAAAAACUUAUUUUAUGAGAAUUGUUUGUUCUGUGAAACUCACUUCACCUAGAACACAUUUCAUUGAUUCUUGGAUCUUAGUUUAAGUGGUCAUAGUUGACUGCGGAGAAAAGGACAAUGAAAUGAUAGCAAUUUCCUUUUGCUUCUAGGUGAUCUCUGAUUAUAGAUAGCAUCCUGUAAAUAUAACUUUAUUGUCUUGAAAUGUUUAUUGAAGAUGCUAUAUUUUUCUGUUCUGUUUUCUGAAGAUUUUGCCAUUUAAAAUGAUCCAAUGAAACAUAUUUAUCCACAUUGAAGAAAGUGGAUUUCCCAUGCAAAUUGAAUCUUCAUUAACACAUUUUAAAAGUCUUUACUGUAUUAGGUGACAUAGAUAUUAAAGGAUUUUUCUAGGCAAGAAGCUCAACUUUUUUUCCAUAAAAAUAAUUUUUGCUUAAAUAGUAACUCAUGGUUUUCUUUUAUUAAAUGGGGUUGUCAGUAUGUUAAACAUUGAAAUAGGAGGAGGAUGCAUAUUGUACUAUGCAUUCAAAUUUAUCACUGUUUUUCUGAAGGACUUUCCCUUUGUCCUUUCUAGUUAUGACUUGGGAAUGAGGUAACUUCUUUAUGCAUAGUAUUAAGGGUUAUAGUAUGAAGAAAUCAUAAAAUUGCAAGUUUGGGUUUGCAUUACUCUAAUGUGGGUUCAUUUAAUCUGAGAUCUUAAAUAUCUUGCAGCCUUAAAUCACUACAAACAUUUGCAUUUUUAUUAUGCCAGUUAUUUCCAAAAUGUAUUGUUAUACGUGUCACUUAUGUUUUUAAGCUAAUAUUGACUGUAGGAUAAUCUCCUUGUUCCCCUCAAAAUAGUCAUGAAAGUGUACAUGAAAAUAUUUUUAAAGAAUAAAUUUCUUUAAAUUACA
Rhinopithecus roxellana (golden snub-nosed monkey) is the source of this 7550-nucleotide messenger RNA. It is a transcript of the gene ZMYM2, whose product is annotated as zinc finger MYM-type containing 2. Gene Ontology annotation, molecular function: zinc ion binding. NCBI's taxonomy places the organism in Eukaryota, Metazoa, Chordata, Mammalia, Primates, Cercopithecidae. The record is from RefSeq and is a predicted model, not a curated record. The transcript has 25 exons. Bases 313 to 4446 code for a protein of 1377 amino acids.